This is a messenger RNA of Lactuca virosa, 453 nucleotides long. The record is from the annotation of a GenBank genome assembly. Lineage: Eukaryota; Viridiplantae; Streptophyta; Magnoliopsida; Asterales; Asteraceae.
AUGGUUGGAGAAACCGGAUCAUCCCAAAGUGGAAAGUUCACCAUUUUCAACUGUUUAGAUGGGGGUUCAGGAACAUUAGCACGCAUAGUAAAAGAAAGUGUGAAACUUUACACAUACAACAUCAGAACACUUCACGUUGAAGUAGCAAGAAACAACGCAAUCGAAGCAUCACUAGCAGAUGCAAUUUCACAAGGCAUGGAAUCCAAAGCUGCUGCAAAACAAGCCCAAAAAGAUGGAGCGAAAGCUGCAAAAAUGGCAACCCGGAAAGCUAAACGGAUCAUUGGCCCGAUUAUUUCUUCCGGGUGGGAUUUCUUUGAAGCCAUUUAUUAUGGAGGAACUGUGACUGAAGGGUUUCUUGGGGGUACAAGAAUAUUGUUUGGGACUUAUUUUGUUGGUUAUUUAGGGGAAGAAAGGUAUGGGCGUCUUGGGUAUUUGGUUGGAAGUGAAUAUUGA